Molecule: messenger RNA, 3989 nt
Organism: Eptesicus fuscus (big brown bat)
Lineage: Eukaryota; Metazoa; Chordata; Mammalia; Chiroptera; Vespertilionidae
Gene: TMEM63C
Product: transmembrane protein 63C
Exons: 25
Coding region: 286-2703 (805 amino acids)
Cellular component (GO): plasma membrane
Molecular function (GO): calcium-activated cation channel activity
Source: RefSeq, a predicted model, not a curated record
GUUUUAUCAGUGAGGUUACUGGUUCAGCUGCUGUCAUAGAGACCAAGGUGGUCAUCAGUCCAGGGCUCUUCUCCUCCAGAGCCUUGCACCAGCCACCUUUGUGGUUAAGAGUCGAGCUGGGCGGUGGCUGGGCCCGUCGGAAGCCCCUGACCACAGAUCAAGAGGAGGGACGACUGGUGACAGCCCAUCUGCCUGAGCCCCAAACCUCCCCUGCUGCCCAGCAGCCGGGUAGCUGAGUGGAGCCUCCAGGCCUGAGUUGGACCCUCAUUGGAGAACUGACCCAGGAUGGCUGCCUCAUCGGGCAACCUGAAUGUGGUGGAAAAGGCGAAGAACUUGACGGCGAGUGAUUGCUUUCGCUCUCGGAGCACCGUCCUGCAGGGGCAGCCCUUCGGCGGCAUCCCCACCGUGCUGGUCAUCAACAUCGUCUUGUGGGUGCUCGUCGUUUUCAUUUACUCCUUCCUCCGGAAAGCCGCGUGGGACUAUGGGCGCCUGGGUCUGCUGAUACACAAUGACAGCCUGGCCUCGCUGAUCUACGGGGAGCAGAGUGAGAAGACGUCUCCUUCCGAUAUUCCCCUGGAGGUGGAGCACAAGGACAAGGGCUCCUAUUCCUGGUUCAUCAACACCAUCACCAUGAAGAACAGAGAUCUGAUCAGCAAAUGUGGAGACGAUGCCCGCAUUUACAUCAUGUUCCAGUAUCAUCUCAUCAUCUACGUGCUCAUCCUCUGCGUCCCCUCCUUGGGCAUUAUUCUGCCCAUCAACUACAACGGGAAUGUGCUGGACUGGCAUAGUCACUUUGGUCGGACCACCAUUGUCAAUGUCUCCACAGAGAAUAAGAUCCUGUGGCUGCACAGCUUCUUUGCCUUCUUGUACUUCAUCAUCAACCUCUUCUUCAUGGCUCAUCACUGCUUAGGAUUUGUGCCCAGGAGGAGCUCCAGGGCCACAAGAACACUGAUGAUCACCUAUGUCCCCAAAGACAUCCAAGAUCCUGAUAUCAUCAUAAAGCAUUUUCACGAGGCCUAUCCAGGGUGCGUAGUGACCAGAGUCCACUUCUGCUAUAACGUCAGGACCCUCAUUGACUUGGACGAUCAGAGGCGCCAUGCAAUGCGGGGCCGGCUCUACUACACAGCCAAGGCCAAGAGGCAUGGGAGGGUGAUGAUCAGGAUCCACCCCUGUUCCCGCCUGUGCUUUUGCAAAUGUUGGACCUGCUUCAAAGAGGUAGAUGCAGAGCAAUAUUACAGUGAGCUGGAGGAGCAGCUGACCGAUGAGUUCAACGCCGAGCUCAGCCGCGUUCCGCUGAAGCGCCUGGACCUGAUCUUUGUCACCUUCCAGGACACCAGGAUGACGAUGCGCAUCGUAAAGGACUACAGGUUCAUCCAGUGUGGGGUGCGCCCCCAACAGUCCUCGGUGACCACCAUCAUCAAAUCCCACCACUGGAGGGUUGCCUUUGCCCCACACCCCAAAGACAUUAUUUGGAAACACCUGUCUGUCCGCCGCUUCAGAUGGUGGAUCCGCUUCAUCGUAAUCAACACCUUCCUCUUCUUCCUCUUUUUCUUCCUCACCACGCCCGCCAUCAUCAUCAACACCAUUGACAUGUAUAACGUCACCCGCCCCCUCGAGAAGCUGCAGAGCCCCAUCAUAACCCAGUUCUUCCCCUCCCUGAUGCUCUGGGCCUUUACAGUGAUAAUGCCUCUGAUUGUCUUCUUCUCUGUCUUCCUGGAGGCCCACUGGACCAGAUCAAAUCAGAAUCUGGUCAUUGUGUAUAAGUGCUACAUCUUUCUCGUGUUCAUGGUGAUCAUUCUGCCCUCUAUGGGACUGACCAGUUUGGAUGUCUUUUUCCGCUGGCUCUUUGACAUCUACUACCUGGACGAGGCAUCCAUCAGGUUCCAGUGUGUGUUCCUGCCAGACAACGGCGCCUUCUUCGUCAACUACGUGAUCACGGCGGCUCUGCUUGGCACGGGCAUGGAGCUGCUGCGCCCGGGGUCCCUCGUCCUGUACACCACCCGCCUCUUCUUCUCCCAGUCGGAGCCAGCGAGAGUCCACAUCAGGAGGGACCAGGCCAUGGAGUUCCAGUACGGGCGUGAGUACGCGUGGAUGAUGAACGUCUUCAGUGUGGUGGUGGCGUACAGCAUCACCUGCCCCGUCAUUGUCCCUUUCGGGCUGCUGUACCUGUGCAUGAAGCACAUCACGGACCGCUAUAACAUGUACUACUCCUACGUGCCCACCAAGCUCAACGAGCAGAUCCACAUGGCCGCCGUCAACCAGGCCAUCUUCGCGCCGCUGCUGGGUCUGUUCUGGAUGCUCUUCUUCUCCGUCCUACGAUUAGGUUCACUGCACAGCAUCACCAUCUUUUCCCUCACCUCCCUUGUCGUUUCCAUGGUAAUUGCCUUCCUGGGCACUCUUAUAGGGAGGCUUCCGAGGGCACAGGACUAUGAGCCGGAAGAGGAGAUGGAGACUGUGUUUGACAUGGAGCCAAGCAGCACCUCCUCCACGCCCACCUCCCUUCUGUAUGUGGCCACUGUGCUGCAAGAGCCGGAGAUGAACCUGACCCCAGCCUCUUCGCCCGCCCGGCACACCUACGGCACCAUGAACAGAGCGCCCGAAGAGGGAGAAGAGGAGAGCGGUGUGAGGGGCUUUGCACAGGAGCUGGACUCGGCCCAGUUCCAGGAAGGCCUGGAAUUGGAGGGCCCGAGCCAGUACCACUGACCAGGACCCGAGGCCUCCCCCUGGCAGCUCCAGCCGGGAGUGGCCGCCAGGGGUGGGCCAGGCAGGGGGAGGCAGAGGGCAGCCUGGACCUCCCCACGACUUCCCGCAGCCUUCGGAAAGGCCUGAGGAAGACGUCUGUCCAUCUGGCCACUGGCCGCGUGGCGGCCCCGGCCUGCUGACCAGCGAGAAUGGGAGGUGCUGGGCAGUGCACAGGGACCCCAGGAUGGGGUAGAGGACACAGGCAAACCUUGGGAGAGUGGCUGAAGCCCUGGACACAGAGCCUGAAGGCUCAGGACCUUCCUGGGGUCAAGAUGGAGAUACGCGUGCCUAAGGGAAGAGGCAGAAAGAAGCCCACUGACGACGCCCUGGGGUCCUCGCUGCCCUGCCAAGGAGCUUCUGCUGCUGCUCCCACCUACCCUGCCCCACUCCCGGCCCCUCCCUCUGAGGAGGCAAAGGUACGUGUGCUGGGCCUCAUCGGCAAGACAGAGGCCACCUCACCCCGGCUUCCCUGCAUGGGGUUCUGUAAAGAGGACGCUUCUGCCUUCACUGGGCAAGGGGCCGCUGAGACCCAAGACUAGAGAGAAGGCGACUGAGGCCCUCCUGUUCCUCUGCCCCCGACAGGAGUCCCCGGGGCGGCCGGGUAGAGACCCUCUCCUUUCUAUUCCUGUAAGGGUAGCUGGGACACGAUCACUCAGGACUCAUUAAACGGGACCUGUGUGCAUUUUGAUAAAGGCAAACCGUGGCUGUUACUCUAAGGUGGGAGGGGCAGAGGCAGAAUUCACGGAGUGGGGGGUCUUCUCCCAAAACGUCGGCUGGUGGGAAACCAGGCACACCUCCCCAAGCCCCAGGGCCUGAUCACAGGACUCCAAAGGCCAAGGAGGUGGCCACUGGGAGCUGCUCCUGCCUCAUGCCCACCUCAGUGCCUGGGCCCCGUGUGGCCAAGGUGGGCAGCAGCUGAGGGUAAGGAGCCCUUGGCCACUCCCUGCCCUCCAGGUAGGGCCUUGCCUCUAUGCUUGGACUGAAGACCACUCAGGUGGUCUCCAGGGUGGUCCCGGCUACAACACUGCCGAUGCCCAGCAAGGAGCGGGGCGGGGGCGGGGCGGUGACCUCCACAGAGAAGCCCCUUCUGGCAGAGUAAGGCUGCCUCCCAGAGCUGCCACGCCUGAGGCCUGGAGCCAAAUCCUGAGCAGAACCAAUGCUGGGGACACCCAGGACCUUUGCCCCGGGCAGGGGGGUGCAGGCCUCUGCCUCUGGGAACCGGUCCCCAUCAGGACUACCGGGAGCCC